Molecule: messenger RNA, 2765 nt
Organism: Drosophila navojoa
Lineage: Eukaryota; Metazoa; Arthropoda; Insecta; Diptera; Drosophilidae
Gene: amon
Product: prohormone processing protease amontillado
Biological process (GO): peptide hormone processing
Cellular component (GO): membrane; neuron projection
Molecular function (GO): serine-type endopeptidase activity
Source: RefSeq, a predicted model, not a curated record
AAACAGUUUUCUGCGCGCAACGCCAAAGCAAAGUUCGUGGCAGCGCAUAACUAACAGCAGCAACUCAGCGCAGACAACAAAUUAUAUAGAGAACAAGAAUAAUAAGGGACAAAAUAUUAACUCAACGACGUGGAGCUAAUUGCCCAAGCAGUUACGCAGAGCAUAAGUUUCAAGUGCUGCCGGCUCUUGAACGAUUUGUCAAUAACAAAGAACGUGCGAAUUUUAAUUGUGUGUUUAGUGAAGCGCGGUCUUUAUUUUUGCUAUUCACCUCCCGAAAACUCCCGCUUCUGCCUAAGCCAGUCAAAAUCGUGUGCACGAAUUUGUGGCGCCAGCGUUGCCCCAUCGUCGCAGUUAUUAACUGAGCCACAAAUAGAAUCCAAAGGAAAAAAGCCGAAAAAAAACUAGGAGCACGAGCAACGACUGCGAGGCGAAACGCGUGAAAUGUUUAUUGUGGCAGCUGCAUGGAGCUUUGCUGCUUCAUGGCGACUGCUAUGCAUCGGGAUGCUGGCACUGGCACUGCCGUUGGCUAUCGCCGAAUCGGAGUCUGCUGCCCGUGGCCACGGCGGUCAACCCAAUCAUGCCGUCUUCACCAGCUCAUUUCUGGUGCGCUUCCGUCGGGGCGUUGACAAUGAUUUUGCCCACAAGUUGGCCGACAAGUAUGGCUUCGAGAAUCUGGGACCGCUGGUCGGCGCUGAUGGACACGAGUAUCACUUCAAACACAAGACAUUGCCGCACGCUCGCUCGCGGCGCAGCCUGAUGCACACGCGUGUCCUCAAGAGUCAUCCCUCGGUGCUCACGGCUGUUCAACAGCCGGGCUUUAGACGCGAGAAGCGUGGUCUGCGACCGGCAAUACCUGCGAUUCAUGGACUGCACUACGCAGCUACGCUGGGCGAACCGAAUACCGUUGAUGUGGAGCCGACGGAUCCGUACUUUCCCCUGCAAUGGUAUCUGAAAAACACCGGACAGAACGGCGGCAAAGUGCGAUUGGAUCUGAAUGUACAGGCUGCCUGGGCUCAGGGCAUUACGGGCAAGAACGUGACCACGGCCAUCAUGGAUGACGGCGUGGACUACAUGCAUCCGGAUCUGAAAUUCAAUUAUAACGCCGAGGCGAGCUACGACUUUAGCAGCAAUGAUGCAUUCCCCUAUCCGCGGUAUACCGACGACUGGUUUAACAGCCAUGGCACUCGGUGUGCUGGCGAAGUGGCUGCUGCCAGAGAUAAUGGAAUUUGCGGCGUGGGUGUUGCUUAUGACAGCAAAAUCGCAGGCAUACGCAUGCUGGACCAGCCCUAUAUGACGGACCUAAUCGAAGCCAACUCAAUGGGACACGAGCCGCACAAAAUCCACAUAUACAGUGCCUCCUGGGGUCCCACAGAUGAUGGCAAGACGGUGGAUGGGCCGCGCAAUGCCACCAUGCGCGCCAUUGUCCAGGGUGUGAAUGAGGGCCGAAAUGGCUUGGGCAACAUCUAUGUCUGGGCGUCUGGCGAUGGCGGCGAGGAGGAUGACUGCAACUGCGAUGGCUAUGCCGCCUCCAUGUGGACAAUUUCCAUUAACAGCGCCAUCAACGAUGGCCAGAAUGCGCACUACGACGAAAGCUGCAGCUCGACGCUGGCAUCGACGUUCAGCAACGGUGCCAAGGAUCCAAACACUGGGGUCGCCACCACCGACCUAUACGGCAAGUGCACCACGACCCACUCGGGCACCAGCGCCGCGGCACCUGAGGCAGCUGGCGUCUUUGCAUUGGCUUUGGAAGCGAACCCUCAGCUCACUUGGCGCGACAUACAGCAUCUGACUGUGCUGACAUCGAAACGCAAUUCCCUUUUCGAUGCCAAGAACCGAUUCUACUGGACAAUGAACGGCGUCGGGCUGGAGUUCAAUCACCUCUUCGGGUUCGGUGUGCUCGAUGCGGGCGCCAUGGUGACCCUGGCAAAGCAGUGGCACUCGGUGCCAGCACGCUAUCACUGCGAGGCGGGCGAGAUUAACAAGCCACAGCCAAUCAUAAUGGGUCGCUCGCUGUUUUGGGAAAUCAAAACCGAUGCGUGCAAGGGCACCGAUACGGAAGUGAACUACUUGGAGCACGUGCAGGCAGUCAUCACGGCGAAUGCGUCGCGACGCGGCGACCUGGAGCUCUUCCUCACCUCCCCCAUGGGCACCAAAUCCAUGAUUCUGUCGCGACGCGCCAACGAUGAUGAUCAUCGCGAUGGCUUCACCAAAUGGCCCUUCAUGACCACCCACUCCUGGGGCGAGUAUCCACAGGGCGUAUGGAAACUGGAAGCACGCUUCAAUUCAGCUCAGACGCGACUUGGCCAUCUGGUGGAGUGGUCGCUGGUGUUGCACGGCACGAAGGAGGCCCCUUACCGCACCCUGAAGCCGUCCUCGCCGCACUCGAAGCUGGCCAUCGUUAAGAAGGCGCACGAAGACAAAAAGAUGAAGUAAGCGCUGUACGUGACAUCCGCGACGUCGUCCAUUAGUCAACCUGGCUUUUAUCAUUCAGUUUAGUAUGAAGUGCAAGAAUGUGUAGGCUGUGUUUCUUUUUAUUUAAACGAGAUUGAUUGAACACAAUGUUUGAUUUGAUAGAACUGUAAAUUCGAGUCUCUACAACUUUUAAUUGAAAUAUCAACUGAGCUAAAAGUUCAGUUUGGUUGCAAUUUUAUGAAAUUCUGUUUGAUGCCCUGAGACGUUCUCCUUUGAGUUUCCAGUAAUUUGAAUUGUAAUGGAGUUGUUCAAGCGCACAUAUUUUUUUUAGUCAACUGCAAAGUUCACUUAAA